AGCUAAUGGGAAUAGAUGUGUGUGUGUCUGUUGUUUCUUAAACGUGGGAUCACCCAGCUGAUCUAUGUGAACAGAUUGGAAUUGCUAAGUGACUUUACUAGCACAGCCAAUGGCUUUCAUGCUGUAAGCCAGACUCAACAGAAGGGGCUGAUUGUGGUGUGAGGUCCUAUUUUAGCUGUGACUCCUGUGCUUCUCACCCCCUCCCUACUCGGGAAAGUCUCAGAAGCUGCUGCUGGAGGGGGGUGGAAGGGGGAGCUGUCCAAAACUGUAGUGCUGAAUCAAAGACGAAGCAUAAGAGUAACAGUAACAAGAAGAUAAGAACAGAUUUUCAAAACCCUGGGAUACUUCCAUUAACAGACAGUGCUGCAGAAACAGCAAGGGGGGUCUGAUCCUCUGCUGGAAGAUACUGUAUUUAGAAGAAGAUCUUAUAAAGAGAUUUCAUGGACAGUAAAGGUGUUGCGUGUAUAGUGAUGGUAACCAGAGGUUGGUUUCCCUGCGCUUGAACCCUCAGACUACAAAACAAGAGCUGUAAGUGGCACAGGAGCCUCACUCAGCCCAGAAAACCCUGUGAAGUCCAGGCUCAAAGCCCUGAGUGCCCAGCGAUCAUGGCCUUUAUGGUGAAGACUAUGGUGGGAGGUCAGCUGAAGAACCUCACAGGAGGUCUAGGGGUCAGAGAAGAGAAGGGGGAAAGUGAAAAAUCUCCGGCUGAAGCACAAGGGAUGACUAGGGAAGAGUAUGAAGAAUACCAGAAGCAGCUUUUGGAAGAGAAGUAAGUGACCUGUAGGCUUGUAUUGAUUAAAACAUGCUUGCCCUAUCACCCAACACACCAGGUUAUAUAGACCAACCUUCUACAUACUGCCUCCUCUCUCUGCCAAAGCAGACUUUAUAGAGAGCUCUCUGCAUUCUGACGAUAGAAUUGUCAGUAUUAGGUGUGAGGACUCUGAAGUUCUAUUUCCCUCUGAUAAUUGUUGGUCACUGUUUGAUGUGAUGACUGGCAUUGCUUUGUCUUUAAAAUAGGAAAUCAAUGUAAAUAUAUAUAUUUGUGUGGAUUGAGAUGGCAGAGAUCAGCAAUAGUGAAUGGCAUAGAGACAUGUUUUGAAUAUUUGAUGUGUUCUAUGUAUGUGUGUGUAUGUGUGUAUUUGUGUACACAUGAGUAUAUAUAAUGAGUUAUGUACAAUUAAUUAAAUAAUAACUAGUGAAGACUGUAUAUCUUGACAUACUAUACCAGGCAAACAGCAUAUACUAUCAUAUAACGUUUAAAUGUGUGAAGACCCUUUAUUCAAACUACAACAGCUGAAAACUGAAUUUAAACCAAUGUAUCUCCCUCCAAAUGAUGUACAGUACAGAGUAUGCUUUGUGACACAACAAUUAAUCAUUUACUAAAGUUAUUCCUAUUAUUUUCUAGCAGGAACCAACAUAAUGUAAAUGGCCUUUGAUUGUUUUUUUAAAUUAGCUUUGCGCCCAAUUCUUAAAUUAUUAUUUUUUUAAAAAACAAAAAAAAAAUACAUUUGACUCCUUUAAUUGUGAAAUAGUUUUUUCUUUGCACUGGGUUCAAGCUCUUAUCGUACAAUACCUAACAUACUGGCCAGUGGCCACGACUUGUGAUUUGAAGAGCAUCUUUCACUCCAUGAGGGCCGACUAAAAUAAAGGGGUUAAGAACCAGUGCAAAGUAUACCAUCCAAAAAUAUAUGCAGAGGAAUGUCUAUAUCGAAUGGCAAGACUUAUGCCAUGUUGAAGAUUGUUAGGAUUAGGGUAUAUAGGGACAUAUAAGGGUUACAUUUAUUGUUUUGGUUUUUUUUCCUUCUAAAUUUCCAUUCUGUCAUCGUUAUCUUUACAUACUCCCUGCUUGUUUAAAUCCAGUUGAUCCUGAGCCAACUAGAGAAUUGGGAAAAGUAAACUGUUGAAAUUCAUACCCAAAUUAUUUAAAUUACUGUUUUAAUGAUCAGCCAUUUUAAUUAUAUUUUAAUACAUUUUAGUCAGCCUGCUGUGAAAAAAUAAAUACAGAAUAAAUAUUUUGGUCAUUACCUCACCCUACUUCCUGUUUUUCAUAUGUAGUCUACAACAUGUUACAAAGAGAAACUCUCUCCUAUUUCCUGUUUCUCAAAUAAUUCUAAAAUAUAUUAAAAACAAAAAAAUGUGGAUAGAAAGGCAGUCAGUCAGGAAAACCAAGGCCAUGUGCAUGCUGGGAUAUAUCAUUGUUUUACAUACAAAGCAGGAAAUAUGUUGGCCAAAUAUCAUAACUGCUAAAAUAUUUAAACAAUGUUAACAUGUUCUAGUGAGCAUUUCAACAUAUCACUAAAAUUUUUAAAUGUGUUUAAUUAAAACACAUUUCUCAUAUAUCAUCCAAAUAAGUCACUAACUGUUUGCUUACUAUUGGCUUUAUAGAGGGUUAGAGAGGGUUCAGAGAAGGGCUACUAAACUGGUUCAUGGAUUGCAGGAUAAAACUUACCAGGAAAGGUUAAAGGAAUGUAACAUGUAUAGCUUGGAGGAAAGACGAGACGGGGGGGAUAUGAUAGAAACAUUUAAAUAUAUAAAGGGAAUCAACACGGUAAAGGAGGAGACUAUAUUUAAAAGAAGAAAAACUACCACAACAAGAGGACAUAGUCUUAAAUUAGAGGGACAAAGGUUUAAAAAUAAUAUCAGGAAAUAUUACUUUACUGAGAGGGUAGUGGAUGCAUGGAAUAGCCUUCCAGCUGAAGUGGUAGAGGUUAACACAGUAAAGGAGUUUAAGCAUGCGUGGGAUAGGCAUAAGGCUAUCCUAACUAUAAGAUAAGGCCAGGGACUAAUGAAAGUAUUUAGAAAAUUGGGCAGACUAGAUGGGACGAAUGGUUCUUAUCUGCCGUCACAUUCUAUGUUUCUAUGUGUUUGGAUUCAAUUUCUCUCCUUGUAGUCUGUUGGUUUUAGUACAAAUAUAUUGACAGGGGUAGCCUGUAUAACGAAAUCAUACAGCAGUGUUUGUAUCAACCAAAGCAUUUGUAAGAAUGCAGACAGUGUUAACAUGGUUGAAUAUAUAAGAAUCUUAUAAAUGAUAUAAUAAUUUUAAAUAUAUCUCAACUCACCUGUUGUGUGUUUGACUACAUUUGAUCCUUGUGUCAUUACUUCCAUUGAAAUGUUCAUAAUUUCUUUUUGUUUUUUGCCAUAUGAUUUUUGGUUUGCCAUAACUAUUUUUUAUUUUUUUAAAUCAAUUCUCUGUAAUACAUUUUUGUGAUACUUAGAGCAGCUCAAUCUGACAGAGUUAUAUACUACAGUGUAAAUUGCCUAAAAUUUGAAAUGUCCAGGUUAGUUUCCAUCCGUUCACAGAUUAGUGAAUAACCCAGUAUGUAAUUUGAUUUUACAUGCACCAGCAGGGAACAUAAAAUACAUUUUGUGAUGUUGUUUAUAGUACUCCGUUCCUUCACUCCCACUGUACGCCAGGUUUAGAUGUAAUUAAAAGGCAACACAUGAUUUGUGACAUCUUGUAAUGUGUACAUUGCAAAUAUCACAGGUAGGAAAGUGAUUAAUCAAUCCUGCAGCAUUUGAAUGCUGUAUAUCACAGGGUAACAUUCAUAAACUGCCCUUCAGAAUGAAGUGAUAUCUGCCCUGUCCUGGUAAAUAUUGCAUCUGUCCUGUUAUUUAGGCCAGACUCCAUUUUGUAACUUAAUUAAAUUGGCUAAUUAUUCACUAAAGCAGGAACUGUGGAGAACUGAGCAAGGAAUUACAAAUUUGUCUUCUAUUCUAGACAGUUCACGGUUUAGUAAAUUAGAACAUGUCUGUGUAGUUUAUUAAGUCCAUAAGAGAGGGUUGGCGGCUUUUAGUGAACUGGUUAUAUUUAGAGUACAGUUAUAUUAUUUGUGAAUUUGCUCCGUUGUCGCUGCAUCGUCCUGCCGAACCUCAGACAUGUGACAUUCAGGUUGGUUGAAACCCUGGCUUUGAGCAAUAGUUUGUAACUCCAGAAUUGGGACCCAAAUUUAGGUUCCCAUGCUAUUUAAGUUGAUCCCUAGUCUAUAUAGAGCACAUCAUAUUCCUCACUUCCAAUGCAGCUGCCCACAAUUGCUUGGUAACAACUGCAGCAGCACUGACAUGCCCUGUACAAUGAAGACCCUCUGGCACUGGGAAGUAAUUGUACAGUGCUGCGGAAUAUGUUGGCACUUUAAUAUAUAAAUAAAUAUAUCUCACCUGUACCAUAAAUCACUGAGUUAAUUUUACAUCACGUGGAAGAAUGGGGUCCAUGCUCAUGUAGUAAACAUAAUUUGUGUUCCUGUUUAAAAAAAAUUUAAAAAAAGUUUAAGAGUUACCUGGGGGCAUAAUUAUCCAUUAGAAUUUACUGCUAUUAAUACCCUGAAACCAGAUGUAUUAUAUUUAAAGGGGAUGCAUGUUUUAAAUUAUAUUUAGGAAAGCUUAUGGCCUCCCAGAGUAACCUCCACCUCACAUACCUGUCCCUUGCUCUCUCCUAAAGGGCAGCACUCUACUCUCUCCUCCAGCUCUACUUCACUCCCACUUUGUUUGAUUGCUACCUCCUGUCCUGUUGUGUUUUACACCCUACCUCCUAUAGUCUGUAAGCUCGUUUGAGCCGGGCCCUCUUCAACCUAUCGUUCCUGUAAGUUUUUGUAAAUGUCUCAUUUAUUGUUAAAUCUCCCCCUUUGAUAAUAUUGUAAAGCGCUAUGGAAUAUGCUGGCGCUACAUAAAUACCAGUUAUAAUAAUAAUAUUAAAGAUUAAUCAAUUUACAUCAUAAUCCAGCUGAGUCCUGGCACAGCCAAGGCACGCAUUGUCAUGGAGGAGACAUACAAACACCUCGGUUAAGUAUACAAAUGUCUGUUCUGAAAAGUGAUGCACACAUGGAAAAUGGGUGGAGUCACAAAUGCAAUGUGCAUUCUUAUUCCAUUGGUUUCCAUGGUGACUGCCCCAUUUUUAGCACUUUAGAUCCACUGUUUGAAGCACAAUACCUUUUAUAGACAAUCAUCGUUGUUUCUAUUUCUACUCCUCUCUCUGUUUUCUCCCUGUACAGACUGGCUGUUGCAAAGGGCAGAACUUAUAAAACAAGUGCACUAUGUUUACAAAUACCUGAAUUAUAGCUAAAUUAAAUGCAACAUGGGAUUUAAGGGAUUGACUUCAUUAAUCUGUGAUUUGCUGGCCUUAGGAGAGAUGGAUAAUUAGUGGCUGGGUGUUUAUGAUAAUGUUUGUUCCAAUGUACAUGAAACCCUUAAUAACUAGUUUUAGGCAAAAUUCAUGUUAGCAAGUCUGGCCUGGCAUGCCAGUAGUUAAGAUGGCCAACGUUAGUUUGUACUGGGAUUUAUCAAGGCAAAAAACAGGUACUAUACAGGGGGGAAAUAUACCAGUCACUGUGGAAACCAAUGUUUAGCACAUUGCCACAGAUUUUGUUUUAGACAAAAAUGGCUGUUACACAGGAGAUCAUCAAAUAAUUUCCACAAUUCUUUUUUCAAGUGAUAAUGAUUUUAACGCAGGUUUUUUAAUCUGCAGAGACGUUGGGGUUUACUCCCUAAACCCCCCAUUGCAGUGAAUGAAAAAUGAAUUGUAAAAUGUAUAUAUAAAAAAUCUCAAACUUAAUCAUAGUCACGUCUUAGAUAUUUUAGCCUUUACAUGGUUUUUCACUGAGGUUAGAAUUAAAAGUGAAUCCAAAGUAAAUUUCAAAUUUAAGGUCGCAAUAGCCACACCAGAAAAAUUCUCCAAGUGAGCUAUACUUUCAAUUGGGCUACUUUAGCGGGAAAUUUAAAAUUCUCACAUUAGUAAAUCUUCCUGUCAGUUGUGCAAUUCAGUUUUUUAAUUAAAAACAGACUAGUGUCCAUUCAAUACAUUUUACUGUGAAAGAGAAACCUUACAACUCUGGUAAUAAAUGUUAUAGGAUCCAAAGAAAUUGGGGUUUACCGGAAAACCAAAGCAAACAGACAAAACAAACCGUGUUUGGGUGCUGAAUAGGUUGUGGGACCUGCCUGCACAGUAUUAUUUGAUAAAGUGAGAACGUAAUGUCUUCAGAUAAUGUACCUGAAGACAUUAUCUCAGCCAGCAAUGCUUUCAUCUCAGCCACUUCAGCCUUAAUUUGGAAAUUCAGUUUGAAUUCUUCCUUUAGUAAAUAACCCUAUUUAUUCUGUUCGGUUACAGCGUCUCUCUAUCUAGCUAUUGUAUUCCUUAUUAUUUCAUGUAAAUUAAUUUAUUCCACAGAUUUGAGUUUAAAAACUAUUGAUGUAAUUAAAAUGUUUGAAUACCAGAAACGUGAACUUUGGGAGAGAGUAAAAGGAGAAAAAAUAGUUUUUUUUUUCUUAAAUAUUUUCUGAAAUAUUACACUGCAUUAAUAAACUGCUUGGAAAAUAUGCCGUGCUGCCUGUGUUCUAUCAUUAGAAGAAAACAGACUGCGUUGAAUUUAAUUAGGGCAGUGACGUGUCAAUGCUGUCCCUAUCACACCAUCAGCACCACUAAUCUUUUUUUCCAGGUAUGUGGUUUCGCUUCUCAUUGUGACGGUGUCCCUUUUCACUGCCCUUGAUAGUUGCUAAAUUGGGCAAAAUUGAUUUUCUCCAAAAAUAAUGGAUCGUGGCAUUUUAGACGGGCAUCAAUAACAGAGCUAAGCAUAGCAAGGUCAGUGGUUCCAUGGAGAAGGUGACUUCUAUGUGAAAAAAGUAUUUUCAAAAUACCGCCAAGGUACAUCAUGUCUCCCAACAAUUCCCAUUUCGGCAGGAAAAUUCUCAGUCCAUAUUUUGAUUUGUGUAGACGCACUUGUGCUGUGAACGGGCACUAUAAUCAUGCAAGGAGUGCGUUAGCAGUGCUCUCUGCACUGUCCUGUUUGCUGGGAGUCGGCCAUGCUGGUUGUCAAUCACCCUGACGUUCUUGAUGUCAGGCUCACACACCCCUUUUCCAUGCAGGCUUGCGUAUUACGGGCGUCACUAGUGAACUGAAUCGCGUCACUGGUGAUGCCCCCCCAUUGUUCACCCACCCAUUUCGAUCUCAUGCCUCCCAACAUUGGGAGGUAUGGUACAACAUACCACUAGGCUACAAUGUACCACUGAGAUACAACAUACAUCCGAGAUACCAGGUCAAGAUAGAUGUAUAUUUUUAUACCUGGGCGCCACCAUUUUGUUAUUCUCUGCCCAUGACGUCUGCGGUUUUCACUUCUGUAGGAUUCUUUUGACUGAUGAAUUAUGGGUAAAUUCGCUUAGCAACUGACUGAAAUGGAACUUAGCUCAAGACUAACCUAUUGCAAAGCAAAUGGCCAAAUAUCAGACUUAUUCUACAAUGAAUUGAAAAAAAGAAAUGGGACAAAAAAAGAAUUAAUUAAAAAACUGCACCAGCAAAAUGACAUUGCUUCUUUAAAGGGCAUUCCAUUAACGUACUAUGGAUGUUGGAAAAUGUGUGGCAUUGUGAGAUAUCAAACAUUGGGUAGUUUGAGGUGGAUUUAAGGUAAUAGUGCAAAAGACUGGUUGGCCACUAAUUCUGUGACAUUUACCAGAAGCUAGUUUUAAAGGCUUAUUUUAGCCUAUCCUACACUGAAUAUUAUUGUGAAAGCAGUUAUUUCUUGCACUAAGCAUGUUCAUGAGAAAACUUUGGAAAAUAACAUUUUAAAAAAGCAUAUGUAAAUGUAAGUAAGGUGAAUAUUGACUAGUAAAAAAGUGGCAUCACUGUCACCCCCCACCCCGAAAUGAAUACUUGAUAAAGAUGUAAUCUUUAUGAAAUACUCAUAUUGACUGCGUUAAUAUUUCACUGAAAUUCCAACCCAGUCAAAAGAUAUAUUGAGACAAAGUAGGGACUCACUCACGCCUGACACUUCUAGACACUGUGCGGAGCUACUACUGUCUAGAACUGUCAAUCUUCCAGCCAUCAACAGUGAUGGCUGCAAGGAAAAGGUUCUCUCUAUCCUCCAUAGACUUUAAAGGACCACUAUAGUGCCAGGAAAACAUAUUCGUUUUCCUGGCACUAUAGUGCCCUGAGGGUGCCUCCACCCUCAGGGUCCCCCUCCCGCCGGGCUGGAUGGAGAAGAAGGGGUUAAACUUACCUCUUUCUCCAGCGCCAGGCGGGGAGCUCUCCUCCUCCUCUCCUCCCUCUUCUCCUCCUCUUCGGCUGAAUGCGCAUGCGCGGCAUAGAAAAAAGGGUUAACUCUAGAUGGACCAGGCACCUAGACCACCUCAUUAAGCUGAAGUGGUCUGGGUGCCUAUAGUGGUCCUUUAAUGCUGUACUCUCGCGCAUGCACAGGAGCUCCAGGAGCAAAAUAGGACCGGCUGGAAGAAGACGGUGGCGCACGUAAACGACUGGUUCAGGUAAGUUAAACUCAUCCCUACCUGCCCUUGGCCACUGGAUUCACCAGUAAUGAUGUCCCGUUUUUUUUUUUUUUUUACAAAUUAUACAAAGUCCUCAGACGGUGACAUAGCUGCUUUAAGAAAAAGUUACAAAAGUGUUUCAAAUAAAUUGUUUGGACUUCUGCUUGUACAUGCUUGAGUUUAUUGUUGCUGCAAAUGUGUGAGUUCUAAUUUAUUUUAUACAUACAUUUACUUUCAGAUGAACCAUUUUUAUUUUUUUUUUUAUUUAUUGUAGCAGCGUUUGCUUCUGCACUAUUUUUAGAACCGAACACGUGCCGUUUUAUUUUUGCUUCUGCCCUUCAUAUGAAGGUGUUUGAUCUUGUGAUAGCAGUGUGAUUGCAGUUAUGGGAAGAAAAACAAAACAAAUGACUGGCAAUUGGGCAAACAGGACAAAUACCUUCUGGUUCAAGAGGGUUUUGGGCUGAGGGCAAGCUGGGCCCAAUAAAACAUAGGAGCAUAUAAUCAGGCAGCCGCCAUUUUUAAAACAUCUGGUCAAUUAUUUAUCACCUUUGCACAAUCAAAAGUUGUAAUUGUAGAAUUAUCAGAUAGAUGUUGCUAAAUAGAUCUGACAAUGUGUAGAAAUGAGACUGAAGAAAUAAAAAUCUUGAAUAUCCCAAUGUGUGAAAUUAACAUGAAAUUGUCUCUAAUUUAGCAUGGCUGUGCAAAUGAGUGUGAUUGUGUAAUUUAGUGAGAGUGGCAGAUUAGAUACAGGUAUGUGGCUAAUUAAAGGGUCACUCCACUGCCCAAUCACUGUUUAGUAGAUAUACCCCAGUGAAAACAAUGCAUUUUUUUAUCAGGGGGGUUUAAAUAAAAACAGCUUGUAAAAGCUGCAAAUCUCUUGUCUGCUGCCUUUGCAAGCCCUCCCCUUCUAACCCCGCCCAGAAUUUAAAUGACUGUCCAAUCACAGACUUCCUAAUGCAGCUUAAUGAGAAAUCUUUGCAAAGCUGGUGCUCUGGGCAAUUUCUGCCUCAAUUUAUCCUCAUUGAGCUUAACAACUAGGAAGUAACAGGAUCAGUGUUUAAGACUGACGGCCGGGAGGGGGAGUCGGGGGGUGUAACCAGGUUAAUUUAUAAACGUGCCAAUUUCUACUGAAAUGUGCAUAUUUUGUAAAAUGAAAGAAAAGAGUGCACACUCGUCACACAUAAAGCACUUGAGCAAGUCAAAGUGCUUUAGAGUUCAGGAAAGUCCCUUUAAGUGUAUUAAAUUGACAAAAGUAUCUGUAUGUCUAUUGUGCUAGUAAUAAAGGGCCUAUGAUAGCUAAAUUACAUCACUGGGUCCACCUAGCUGCUAUGCUGUAUCAGAAUGAGUACAUUUCAUAUUGCUACAUUCCAGGUACAUCCUGAGGUGUUGGUAUUCUUAUUAUUGCUCUGUUCGAAGGCUCUGAUUUUAUAAACCUCAGAUUGGUGAAUACAGUUGACCAAAACACAAAUUAAACCUGCAGUUUCACCGGAUGCUGCAGAAACUGGAUCGCAACCCACUGAGUGGCUACAGUGAUCCUUUUAACUAGAGUAUUAAUGCUUCCUGUUGCAAGUGAGCUUCCGAUUGAGACAGAACUUUUUGGCAAACAUGGAGAUCUUAUAGAGGAGGCUUCACAUGUAACUGAAAUUGCUGCUAUUAUAGGGGAGGUUUUAUUAUUAUGUUAUGUAUUUGUUAAAAAUAUUGGAUAAUUACACCAAAUCCAGAAGAAUUUAAUGGAUAAUUUCAUACAAAUGUUACCAAUCGUCUAAGUCGGGAUUUUCAGCUUAAUAACUAGUCCAAAAUCGCUUUGUUUCUUUAAGUGCCAUUAAGUCCCAGUCAGAUCCAGGACAAAUCAGAUGCACUCGAGUUGAACUUAGCGGAGUGACCUCAAUAAAUACUCCGCUCUGGAAUUGAAUGAGAGGGAACUGAGCUGUUACUGAAGUCACUGGAUUUCCAAUUGAGCUUGAUACGCAAAUUGUCCUUGCGCUCAACUUUUCCUUUAAUUUAUUUUAAGGGAACUACAUGUUCCAGGAAACCAUUCUCCAGAUUACACAAGCUGUUGUGUUGACAUGUCAGGAUGGAUUUAUACAUUCUAAAACGUUUACUCUCUAUUAUCUGCAUGUUGCAGUGGAAUCUUCUGUUGCCUGAAUAUGAUCACAUUCAAAAACAGUGGUUCCCAAACCAGUUCUCGUGACCUACAACUGUAGGUUUAUUGUAUUUUCAUUUUCUAUUUCAAUAGAGAUAGUGACAAACCUGGACUGUUACUGGGCUGUGUGGAUUGGUUUGGGAAGCAGCGUUCUAGAGAUUGGUCUUCGUGUUCAUAGCUGAUAGGAUUAAAUAUGUGUGGUGUAACCGCAAAAACAAUUGGGCUACUCCUUUUAGCCUUCUUUACCUACGUGGUGUUUUGAUGUUUUGUUUAUUUGUCGCACUAUUCUCUAGUAAAAUUUAGAGAGUACAGUGCAUAGAAAUCCCAACCGUUCAUUGUAUGUAAACAAGGAAAGAAAUGCUAUAAUCCUAUAGCAUUUAAAAAGGGCUUGUUCACGAAACGUCUGUUUAUCCUGUGUCCUCAAAUAAACCACAGUAGCACCUGGGUGUGCACAACCAAACUGGAUGUGCAGAACUCCUUUUCUUUCCUUGUUUGCUGACAUUUGUGCCUCUACCUCAUGUCAUACACACACACACAGCACCCUUCACACACACACUGCACCCUUCACACACACUGCAACACUCAUACACACACGGUGCACCCUUCACACACAUACUGCACCUCACACCCAUAUCCAGCAUCCCUCAACCACACACUGCCCCCUCACACAUACUUUACCUCUCACACACAAACACAGCACCUCACAAACACAAAUAGAAAAAAAAAAUAGAAAAAAGAAUAGAAAAUAGACAAAAAGGAAAAAAAUAGAACUUUAGUACAUAUUUCUUUUAGUACAAACAAACAAAAAAACUUGCGCUAUAAAAUUAAUUACUGCUGCACUGGUGGGCAAUAAGGAAAUGUUACCAUCAACCAAGAUACAAAAGUGGGUGGUAGGUAGUAAAAGGUUGACUACCCCUGGUUUAUAACAUAUAUCGAAAGAAACUAUACACACACUACAUCUACUACGCACAGACACUGCAUCUAAUACACACAAACACAACAUCCAAUACACAAACACACACUCUGCAUUCACUAUACACACUACAUCCACUUCACACACUGCACCUAAUACACAUAAACACUACAUCAUUACAAAAUCAUACGAUCUGCAUCCACUAUCCACUGCAUUGCACACACCACAUUCACUACACACACACACUGCAUCCUUGAGGGAAGACUCAGGAUGGGCCCUGUGGGCUGAUUCGGGGUGAGUCCUAAGGGGCCCAGACCUUGAGCUGUGUCUGAUGGCAGCCCUGUUUACACCCAUUAAGGUUUCAAUCAUUUUCAAACAAUAAUGUCUAAUUUACUCCCAUUUGAUGUAUAGUAUAACAAGUGUCACAUCUUUUUUAGCAGUAUUAUCCCUUACAUUUCAAGUAAAGCGUAAACUCAGUCUGGCUACAUCUUCUUCAGCAAACACCAGCACUUCCAAAUUUAACAGAGUGUCCAUUGAUUCAACACAGAAAGAAAUGAUAAAGGUGGAAGCAUUGCAUAAAGACUCAGAUGUAUUCUACUUUUGAACUACAAGUAACAGCCAAUGCCUCAGUUGAAACAGUCCCUAAUAUCAUGAUGCCAAUCCAUUCUAAACCCAAGUGUCAGGAGUAAAACCUGGGGUCCAUGUUAUUUUCAGUAGGUCUCAAAUAGUUUCCACAAGUACAUUGAUUCAGGCAAGUUACUAUAAAACUUCCCACAAAAUUUCAAUCUAUAUCAGCUUUAACUUCCCUGGUGCCCUGAGAGCAUGUUGUCACCGGGAAGAAUUAGUUUUAUUACUAUACAAUAAGCUUUGCACAGUGAAAAGAUUUGGUUUAUCUAAGUCGAUUCAUCCGAAAAAAAUUUUUUCCUAUAGGAGAUUUGGGUAUCCUCUACCCUCUAUUUGGCAUUUCGGUCAGACAAAUGAUGCCCAUGUAAUUAUUUUUGCAAAAAAAAUUAGGAUAAUCCAAAAGGGCGCAAAAAUUGGUUAGUGUGUUGCAAAAUAUAAAUGUUAAAUAUUAAUAUUAUAAUGCAGUACACUUGUCUGUUUUGUUACGUGAUUCAGUCAUGUACCGUUUCGAAGUUUGGAAUUUCAGACGAACCGCUGACCCAAAAUUCAGACAAAUCACAGUUCGUUUGAAACAGAACGCACAAGUCUACUAUAUAAAUUAAAAUUAAUGGAUAAUAAUUGUGGUCCAGAAAGACAUACUGCCAUUGUUAUAUUCAUUACACGUGAUAAAUGGAGGUAUUCCCUCAAUAAACAAAUAACAUAAGUCCACACCAGCAUUGCAGAGGUUAAUGCCGCUUAAUUCUGAGUACUUUACAUUUCCAUCUAACUGUCUUGAGUUAUAAACGUCCCUAAAUGUAAUCCUUCCAUCUGCCAGGGACAGCCCCAGAACUGUUCAUGUACUGAACUGACUGAUUAGGGGCAGAGGGCAGACAGGGAGAUCACACAUGUUUGUUAUACACUACGACCAGGGGACGCAGGGACAUUCAUUUCUAUUAAUAGUCUCUCCGAGGGACAUGUUAAGCAUCACAUUUAGAGUUAGCAUUUUAAUCGCAUGCAAAACAAAUGACAGAUCUCAUCUGAAAGAUUGCAUGCAUACAAUUCCAUUUUAAUAAUGUCAACAUAAAACAGCAAACACUGAUUUAGCAAAACUAUGACUGUCACAUUUAAAGAACCCCUCGCCAUUGAAGUAUUGUAUAUACCUGCAGGUAUUGUCACAGCUCAGGGUACAUCAAUAUACCCAGCACUGAUAUUUCAUUUCCAGAAAACCCUAGCAUUGGUGAACGUGAGAAUAAAUUUAAUCUGCCUCAGACUGGCUUUAUUGGCAAAGAGAUCCACUGUAUUUUAAAUUCAGUCAUCUUUAACCCUAAAGAUACCCAUUAGAAAUUUAAAGCUGGGCCAUAAUGAUUCUGGGUUCUUAUGAACGCAACUCGAUUUCUGUGUCGUUCAGAUGGGCUGUUGGAAGAGUAGGGAAUUCUGUGGAGGGAGGGGACAGGCUGCGAUUAAAGGGACACUAUAGGCACCCAGACCACUUCAGCUCAUUGAAGUGGUCUGGGCUCAAUGUCCCUGUCCCCCUUAGUCCUGCAGUGUAAAUCAUUGCAGUUUUUGAGAAACUGCAUUUAUUACAUUGCAGGACUAAGAGUGCCCUGAUGUUAUUAUUUAUUUACUAAACAGGAAAUGAUUGAGAAUAUAAAGAAACUGCUCAUUUUAGGUCAAAAUAUCAAGACAGAAGGAAAUUAUUACUGGAUUUUAAACCCUAAAAAAUGCGUUAGGCAGUGAGAAUAAAAAAAUAUUGAAAAUUCAUACUCCUAGAUUGUAAGCUCAUGCCUUUUUAGUCAGUGUACAUGAAUUAAUAUUGACAAAGCUACGGUUCCAUUUUGUAUCAUAUCAGAUGAUAAUAUGAAUGAAGAUGCGUUGUACAUUGUGAGCCAUUAGUCUGACAGUACCAUAAAUAAGCUAAAAAUAAAUGAUUAAAAUCCCCUUUACCCAGUGCGUAAUCCUUCUUUUAACAUUAUUGCUUUUUAGUUGUACUGACUCCUAAGGAGCUUUUCCAAACAAGCCUCCGCACACAUGGUGUAUUAAAUUAGUAAGGGAGGGGAGACUGGGAUUAAAGCAUAUAUAUUGCUGGGGGCAUUGGCAUGAUUUAAGAGGAGCCACUGAAGCCCCUUAACCAUGUAUUGCUCCCGGGGGAGUUAGUCUAGAAAAUAACUGACUUUCCCAUAGAUACAUGGCUAAGGAUUAUUAGUUUAAUCCCUAGUGCAUUAAUAAUUUAUUUAUUUUUUAAAUUAGAGAAUAAUUGAUUUUUUUGCAUUAUUCUGUUUAGCAAAAUAUGCCAAAUAACAUUUAUUGAGAGUAAAUGUAUGAAACAAAGUGACUGAUCUUUGCUGAUGUCCAGCACCAUUGAGUGGGUGUAUUGUCAGAAAUGAAGAGUGAUUCACAUUCUAGACCUAAAUAGCUGAAUUAGAAAGUUUCUCAGGCAGCUAUUUUUUUUUCAGUUCAGCUAUAUUGGUCUUAAAUUUGAAAUUCACUUUCACGUUAGUGAAAACCCGUUUUACUGUAGUGCGAUAUAAAAUACCCUACCUCCAUUUCAGGACCGGUACAAAAGAAGAUGUAUUCAUGGAGUGCUACGGGAGUGGGGGUGUUGCAGUGAUUGGGAGGGGAGACGGGACCCUAUGGAGACAUCCCGGGAUGGCCGGGUUGAGGAGAGCGGGGCCUCUGGGCAGCCUGUGGAUAGGCACAUGACUUUGGGACCCAUAUUCCCCUGUAGCGGAUCAGGCGCCUUCCCUUCCCAUGUUGACAAGCACGCCCGAUGGGUCCUGAUGGUUGGGGGAGGGGGUCCCGGAGAUGUCGGGGACCUUAAGGCCAGAUAGGCGGGCUGGGUGACCCGGGCAGAGGGGCCCUCAGGUAUGAUGCCCACAGCACACACUCGCUAUUUGUUCUUUCCGGGUACCCGUCCCCCGUCCCUUGCCCCCCAUGCCUUUUUUCACCCUCAUACGAUCCCCACCCCCUCUGGAGUAUUAGUUAGGGUCAUCUGGGUUUUUUCAGGCUCACAGCAUAGACGUUCGGCCCAACUUAGUUGAUAACACUGGCAAUAGGUAAGAAAACAGUUUAGGCGGUGGAAUUAGGGACGGGAAGAUCGACCGGUACUCCCCGUACUAAAACACGAAGCCGGAAGGACCGGCACACAACCCUCCUAGGAUCCUGGCAGAUGGUAAGACCAGGGACACAUGUUUACUCUAUUUACUACCUCCUUUAUUCUUUCUUCUCUACCCUCUUAUACUCUCCCCCCCUUCUGCUCUCACCCUCCCCCUACCCGCCUGUUCUCAUUUCUCCUCUUUGGACCGGGUGCUUGGGGGGGUGGGGGGCCUCGUGGGGGGGGGUUGGCGGGGGGCGGAUGGCGGGGACGGGACAUUAGCGAGGCCGGACAGACACGACCAUGACACUAAAUAUCACCUCCCUAAAUGUUAAGGGACUGAACUCCCCCAAAAAGAGACGCCUAAUGUUCCGAGACUUAAAACGCAUGCGCCCCGAUAUUGCCUUUAUUCAGGAAUCCCACCUACCCAAACAAGCCACAGUCACCCUUAGGGACCAUACGUUCAAUACAGUAUAUGAGGCUAGAGCAGUAAACAAACGCAAUGGGGUAGCAAUCCUGCUUCGACAUGACUGCCCCUUCAGGGUCUCAGCCGUAGAGGGAGACAGCAACGGCAGAUACAUUAUCCUCUCCGGCACACUAAACACGCAAGUUAUACACCUUAUAAACGUGUACGCUCCCAACACCCCAGAGGGGGAUUUCUGGGCCUACUGGAGGGGAAGGUUCAGUCCCUCUCACAUGGCAUGCAGGUCCUAGGUGGCGAUUUUAAUGCGGCUCCGUGCCCAGCAGCAGACAGAAGCGCGAAGGCGGGGCAGCCACGAUCACAGGGCAGGGGUGCUUCGGACAAAGCGUUAUACAAAUUUAUCAGGGCAAUGGGACUCAUAGAUAUCUGGAGGGCACAGCACCCCGGAGACACAGAUUACACCUUCUUCUCGGCCCCCCACCACACAUACUCCCGAAUAGAUCUAUUCCUGGUAAAUAGCGCCACAGUGCCCAAAGUCGCACGUAGCAGCAUUGGAUCUAUCACAUGGUCGGACCAUGCGGACAUACACUUAAGCAUCCAGCACAUAGGUACAGCCCCCCCAUGGACGUGGAGGCUCAAUACCUCCCUUUUAAAUGAUCCCGAGGCAGUAGCCUCCAUACAGGAGAAGCUGUCCUUCUAUUUUACCACCAACGACUCCCCCGACUUAACCAAGGGAACACUCUGGGCGGCGCAUAAGGCGGUGAUCAGAGGCGCGUUUAUCCAACUCGCCACCCACAAGAAAAAAGCAAAAACACAACGCCUGCGCGAACUCAUGGAUUCCCUACGCACUAGGGAACAGUGCCACAAGACUUCCCCCACGGAGACCACACUUGCCCAACUAGACACGACUAGGCGGGCCGUUAGGGAGCUGCUUCUCGACGACGCAGCCCGUAGCCUUCUCUGGUCCAAAUGGACCUACUACGAGCAGGCUAACAAGAUGGACACUCUCCUAGCCCGCACCCUAAGACCACGACAAACACGCCACCACAUCACAGCACUGAAACAUCCGGACGGAACAAUAAAGACAGCCCCAACCGACAUAGCCUCGAUCUUCACUGAGUUCUAUAGAUCCCUAUAUAACCACUCCCCGACCACCACAUCGCAAUGGGCGAGCGAGAGGGAGAUGACAGCCGCAUUCCUAGGACAGCUAGACCUGCCCAAACUGUCCCCAGAGGAGACAGCCGCUCUCGACUCGGAGAUCACAAUAGACGAGGUAGAUAGAGCCAUCUCAAAACUCCAUGGUAAUAAAGCCCCAGGCCCGGACGGACUAAGCGGCAGAUACUAUAAAACCUUCAGAGAAACAUUAACCCCCCACCUGACGAACUUAUUCAACGACUUCCGGACAGGGGGCCUCCCUGACGGAGACCUCACUCGAGCAGACAUAGUACUGAUCCCGAAACCGGGCAAGGACCCGCAAUUACCGGGGAAUUACAGACCAAUAUCGCUCAUUAAUCAUGAUGCGAAACUACUAGCUAAAAUACUGGCAGACAGACUCAACCCUUUCCUCAGCAAACUAGUAGAUGCCGAUCAGGUGGGUUUUAUCCCAGGGAGGCAAUUAUUCGAAAACACGCGCAAGAACUGCGACAUCAUCUGGCGACAACACACUAACAAGACCCCCACCCUCAUAGUCUCACUCGAUGCUGAAAAGGCAUUUGACAGGGUGAAAUGGCCGUAUAUGUUUACUCUCCUCGACCACCUAGGACUCCCUGACACAUAUACUGCGACAAUACGAGCGCUAUACCACGGGGUCUCGGCACAGAUACGCAUCCCUGGGACCCACACGCUCCCCUUCCCAUUGUCCAACGGCACGAGGCAGGGCUGCCCGCUGUCCCCACUCCUAUUCGCUCUGGUACUGGAACCACUCCUUCAGGCGCUACGCAUUCAUCCUGAUAUCCAGGGAAUAACGGUUCAGGGACGGAAGUUCCUGGUCUCGGCGUAUGCCGAUGAUGUCCUCCUCUCCCUCACGUCUCCGAUCACCUCCAUGAGGGCUGUUCAGGAGACCCUAGCAAUAUUUAGCCCACUCUCAGGGUACAAACCCAACAUGGCCAAGUCCAGUGCCUUACCAAUAGAGUUAACGCCAGACGUGAUAACUCACAUACAUAGAGCUCAUGGCAUCCACAUAGCAACCCACUCAAUCACCUAUUUGGGAGUACAAUUGACUUCAGACCCAUCCAAAAUGCACAAAUACAACUACCCCCCCAUGAUAACUACUCUUAUCAGAGACAUGGAGAAUUGGGUCGACAAGCCCAUCUCAUGGAUGGGCCGGAUUCACUCCAUUAAGAUGAAUCUCCUCCCUAGAAUCCUCUUCCUAUUUCAAGCCCUUCCCCUCCCGCUCGCAAAAACGGACCUGGCCCACCUCCAAAGAGCCAUCGGCAAUUUUAUAUGGCAAAAUAAAAGACAUCGGGUGUCGAGGCACACGCUAUACCGCCCAAAACGAACGGGAGGUCUAGGCCUUCCCAACUUACAUAACUACUACUUAGCAGCCCAGCUUGCCCAGAUUGCAAUGUGGCACUCCCCUAUAGACACGAGGAAAUGGGUAGAACUGGAAUCUCUCCUCAUGGGCUCCGACCUCCCACAAUACUUUAUCUGGGUACCAAAGGAUUCCAGACCCAUACUGCGGACAGCCUGCCCGGCCAUCACCAACUCCAUUCACAUUUGGGAUCAAACAUCUCAGAAAUACCGGCUGUCAUCCUCCCCCUCCCCCCUCAUGCCCUAUCUCAGAAACAGGGCCUUCCCACCUGGAUUAGUGCCACAAGCUUUCAGAAACAUUGAACAUACGGGCCUGCAGAGAGCUUGCCAACUAUAUGUGGAGGGUUCCAUCAUCCCAUUUGACACCAUAAAGCAGGGACACCACUUAACCCCGGCCGAUUUUUUCCGAUACCUCCAGAUCGCAGACUACGCCAGGCAACCGCACACAAAAAAGGCCGCACUCACAUCCCCCACCUUCUUUGAAAACAUAUGCCUUAGAGAGCAAUCUCCCAGAAGCCUAAUCACGCUGUUAUACGCGCACAUAUGCUCAGAAACCAAAGAAUGGGGCAACCUCACAUAUACUGAUCAAUGGGAGAGGGACCUGGGUGAGGUAUUAGAGGGAGUGGAUUGGCAGGAUAUCUGGGAGACGGCGGCCGCCUCCUCCAUCUGUGUUUCCUUCCAGGAACAAUCUUUCAAGACCCUCUUUAGAUGGUACACCACCCCAGUACAACUCCAUCGCAUGCGAAAGACACCCACUGAUCUUUGCUGGAGGAACUGUGGUCUGCGGGGCACAUACAUCCACAUGUGGUGGGGGUGCCCCGUCGUCCGCAGGUACUGGGAGGACGUUAGAGACAUACUGGGACAGGUAUUCCAGAGGGCACCCGCCCUUGACCCGUGGACAUACCUCCUGGGCAGACCUAUUGACGAAUGGCCCAAAUAUGACCUAAAACUAUUCAACAAAAUCACAUUGGCGGCCAGACGAGCCCUCGCACAACGCUGGUUAAAAAUGCAGCCCCCCACCAGGGCAGCGAUCCUGGGGAGAAUAAAAGAUAGUUGCCUAAUGGACGACCUCACAGCAAGGGUGCGCAGUACUCAAAAGGCUUUCGAAAGGACGUGGGGACGCUGGAAGGACUGCCCCCUGGCGGAGUAACCGUCCUUGCGCUUGGCGGGGCCGCGGCCCGGGGGGUCCGAGAGGUGGAAGAUGCUAGUCUGCUUGGUGCCCUCCCCCCUUCCCGCCGCCCUCUCCCCGCCUCCUUCUUCCCCCCCCCCCGUCCCCUUGGGCUCCCCCCGCCUGCCCGGGCGCCUGGUCCACCCACCCCCCCACCCUCCUUUCUAUCUUCACUCUACCUUUCUCUUAUCUUCUUACCCGGGUCCUCGCCUUAGACGAGGGCCCGCUUGAUACAAUAUACACAUUAAGCACACGCAGGCAAUGAUAGCACACUGAAGCGAACUAUCAGCGCAAACACGCACGAAUUCACACGCCAGGCAGGUAGGCGCCAGGGAGUGGAGGGGGGCCCAGUCAGGCCAAAAUGUAUUUCAGUUCUAUCUAGUACAAAGCAGGAGUUGAACGCGGGCUCCACAAUACAGGGGACAAUUUGCAGCUGGAACAAGUCAGAAGGGCCGUCACCUGUAUUUAACAUAGUUGGAGACUCCACAGCAUCAUUAAGAGAUAUCUCAUCGCCCAACGGUACCCCGAAACCCUCCAAUAGCGCUAGGAUAGGCACCACCGAAUGCCUACAGAAACCCACCUUCACGCUCUGGCCACCUGUAACUGACUCAAUAUACAAUAAAAAAUUGACAGCACAAAAGUGAUGUCCAAGCCCCCUAAUAAAGAGUCCUGUGCUACAGGCACUUAUUGUAACAUAAGAUGUCUACCACGCUUAUCAACUGUAUGCCUAUGCUGUAAUAUGUUAUGUUAUACUUGACCACGGUUUAUGCUUAAACCGGAACAUCUUGCCUUGUUCUAUAAUACUUUGUCAAAUAAAAUAAAGAAUUAAAAAAAAAAAAAAAGAAGAUGUAUUCAAAGACGGCUCUCUAAUUAGGCGAGUUAGGCCGCCGAUUAAGGCCUUGCGUCCGCCUUACUUGUCUAAGGGCAGACUGAUCUGUCGGGUACUCGGUUCUUUGACUGAGGGUCUGAUGCCUUGCUUUGUAUGCCGCUGGGUGUUCGGCCUCUCCACUCACUUGUUUUUUUAAGAAAAGGGUAUUUCAAAGUGGAGAGGCUGGUCACUAAACCACAGCCUCCCCACACACUAUUGUCACUUACUUCCACACACCCCCCACACAAAAUAUUACCAACCUCCCCCCACACACUAGCACCCUCCCGCAAUGUCACUAUCCUUACACACUGUCACUCCCCCCACACCCUCUAUUAACCCCUACACACACUGUCCUCCUCCUACCAGGGGCGUACCUGGAGCAUUUGGCACCCGGGGCGGAUCCUAUAUUUGGCACAACCCCCCAACCCCCUCCCCUUAAAAAUGUUAAAUAAUUUUUUUUAUGUCUUUAAUCCUGUCACACUCAUCCCCCCAACCCUGUCUAAUUCACCCCCUCGCUCUGUAACACUUACCCUGCCACAGUUACCCCUUUACUCACCCUGUCACAGUCAGCCCUUCAAGACAUUCAUCAUACACACACAAUCAUGAAACAGCUUCGCCCUAAACACAAUGCACAAAGGCCACAACCAGCCUCCCCUAUCCGCAAACGCACAUAGUGCUCCAGACACAAAUAUAUACAUGUUCACAGAGACAUUCAUUCACACCCAAGGAUACUCUCUGUCAGACACACACUCUCAGGCACAUACACACACAGACAGACAGUGCCAGAGACACUCAGAAAUACACACAGCCAGAUACAUAUUGUGAGUAUAUGAGUCUCUAUUUGUCAACGUGUGUCUCUGUGCAUCAGUGUGUUCAUAUGUGUAUGCAUGUGUGUGUAUCAGAGUAUUUAUAUGUGUUUGUGUAUUAGUGUGCAUAUACGUUCGUGUAACAGUGUGUAUAUGUGUGCAUCUAUUAGUGUGUGUCUAUGGCUGCAAUGUGAGGGUGGUAUGGUAUGGGCAUUGCCAAGGUAAAGUGGCAACAUAUAUAAUAUAUAUACAUAUACAAUACAUUAGUAAAUACGUAUAAAGAACUUAUAUGAUUAUAAAUGUAAAGAUUAUAGAAUAUGUGUGGAAAAUGUAUAUUACACUGUUUCCUUAUCUGUAACUUUAUUGUUUGGUAAAUGAUUUUUUCAAAGCUUUUUUGCCCAACCAAUAUUUCCAUUUUUGUUUCCAAUAACCCUUUCACACCGGCACUUGUGUAUACAUGGCUGCCAGGCUAUACAACCAUAAGCUGCAAUGGUGUGUAAAUGAUUUGCAUAAUUGCAAAUUACAUUUGUUAUUGCAAAUUAUGCCAUAACUACAGUCAGAGAGCUUACAACACAGCGACAUAGGGAGCAAGUCUGUGAAUGAUAAAUAUAGAGACUAGCUUGUAAGCCCACCUUCAAUAUAACUACAGCUCCUUAUACACACACAGUGCAACCCCUAUUUAUUUUUGCACUAUGGGUGUUAGGGGGGGCCUCAUGUUUGAGUGUUACUUUCAACGCACUAAUGUAAUAACUGGGAGAUAAAUCUCCUCACACUGACGAUAACCAUGCACAAAACACAUAGGUGGACUUGCUAGGUCCCAGAAGCACCUGGGGCUUGAGGCCAAUGGAAAACUCAAUGAACCCUACACUAACAGAGCAGUGGGGAUAUGUAUUAACAGUUCCUGACCUUUCUACCCAUUCUAUGUUACGUCCCCUCCUCUCUACACAUGAACAGAGUGAUUUAAGGGCCCUAAUCCAAUCCACAUCUUAAGGAAUGUGAUUGAUAAAUUGAAGAUGUAACGCCGACAGAUUGCAAUUCCUCGCCAUCAAGAGCCGUGGGACUGCAAAUCCACUUUCCAUGUUCUUAUAGUGGAUUUACCUUUAGAAAAUUGAACUUUAUUCUUCUUAGUGGUAACAGUCGCACAAAUCAUUCCAUGGGGAGAUAAAAUGUAGAAGCCUGUGUAUUAAAUAUCAUCUUAAUGCACUUGUCAGGUCUAGGCUGAUAAAACAGCAUCACGUCCCCUUAUAACUGAAUUAAAAGUGAGGCAGCUAAGAUAGAAAAUCAUUUGAAACUUAAUCCUUUUGAGAAAAAGGCAAAGAUCUUGGUGCCGGUUAAGGUCCAAUGAUUCCGUGCUCUCCCUAUCACCUCAUCCCCCUGGCUUAGGUGCUCUGCACACACUGUUCAAUUCAGACUCCUCUACAGUGUGGAAGGGUGUCACUUGCAAUUUCUGUAUGUAGCAGAGGAAUUCACUUUCGGGCUCCAACUGGGAAAUAAAUUUCUCAGCAGAGCACUGUGGUGGUUAUGGUGCCCGGAGUGUCCUGGGGAACGGGCACAGUUUGCUUUUUUUUUUUUGUCUUUUUGCUGAUGAUACUAAGAUUUGCAACAUGGUUCAUAUUCCAGGAGGGAUAAGCCAAACGGCAAAUGAUUUAGGUAAACUAGAAAAGUGAUCAGAAUUGUGGCAACUGACAUUUAAUGUGGAUAAGUGCAAGAUAAUGCAUCUUGGACGUAAAAACCCAAGGGCAGAGUACAGAAUAUUUGAUAGAGUCCUAAGCUUGGAGGAAAGACGUGACAGGGGGGAUAUGAUAGAAACAUUUAAAUACAUAAAGGAAAUCAACACAGUAAAGAAGACUAUUUUUAAAAGAAGAAAAACUUCCACAACAAGAGGACAUAGUCUUAAAUUAGAGGGGCAAAGGUUUAAGAAUAAUAUCAGGAAGUAUUACUUUACUGAGAGGGAAGUGGACGCAUGGAAUAGCCUUCCAGCUGAAGUGGUAGAGGUUAACACAGUGAGGGAAUUUAAGUAUGCGUGGGAUAGGCAUAAGGCUAUCCUAGACUUAAAAUAGGGCCGGAGACUAAUGAAAGUAUUUAGAAAAUUGGGCAGACUGCUGUCACAUUCUAUGUUUGAACUCUUAUCUGGAGUCCGUUAAGCAUCACUUCCCACCUCCACUCAGUGAGAGACGUUUUCUUCGUCGAAAAGUGCAGGGCUUAGCUUAUUGUUUGAGAGCACUGUCAGCCAAUGAGCUAGCCAUGCAUUGCAGGGCUUAGCUCAGGUCGACUCUAAAGAUGUCUGACUCACUGGCUGUAGUGCACUGUAGUGGUUAUAGUGCUUGGUGUGAUCUUAUAAAUCUGAAAUUAACUUUGAACUCUUAGCUUUAGAAAUUCUUAACUUAAAAAUCUCACUUAACCUUGUUAGUUCAUCAGGUUCAACCUUUCACACACCCUUGGGGUUUUUGCCCAGGUGAUCUUCAUGUUUGGCAAAACUCCAGCUCCAAAAUGGCAGAUUCCAAAUUCCUACAUGGAUCAAUUGUACUUUCUACUAAAGUUCCAUUUUGUACUCCUCUGAGUGAACAUUUCCAUAUGUUGGGGGGGAGGGGACGACUGUAUCCAAUGUUGUUGAGCAUUAUAGUAGUGAAUUAAUUGCUAUAUUACUAUAACUUUCAAAGGGAAACAAUCCUACAAUGUUUGCUUAGGUUAGUUAUUCACAAUGCAGGAACUUGGGCAGAAUUAACCAAGGAAUAUUCACAUUUUAGACCAAAACUGCUGACUGGGAAAAUAUAAAUUGGAUAUUUUUUUUAAAUUUUUGUCAGAAAAUUAUAAUCCCCAUGUAGCCCAUGGAUCAGCGCAGCUAAGAGGAAUAGGCCUUGACAGGGCCAGGAGGAAGGAUAUUGCAGCCACAGGGAGUUAGUGACAGCUAGCAUGCUGGGUAGGGCGGAACGAUAAGGGGUGUAUUUAUACCAGCCAUUAUAUGAAGUGGCCAUUUUAACUGAAUCUAAGCUUACCUUUCAGUUGUCCCUCCCACCCUCCCUGUAUUUGGUUAGGUUAGUUGAUUUCCAGUUUUUUCACAGCGGCGGGGAAUGGCCUGGUUAAAUCGGAGGGUUGAUGGAGGAGAAGGUGGGCAUCCUGAGGUUUAGUGUGGAUUGGGCAGUGUUGCACGUGGUUGGUAGGUUCGAGCCUGUCGGUGGCUCCGAACCUGGGGGUGUGGUGGUGUCUUGGUACACCCUACACUGGAACUGGUGGGUAGCGGUGUCUUGGUACACCCCUACAAUCGAUAUGGUGGGUAGCGGUGUCUCGGUACACCCCCACAAUCGAUAUGGUGAGUAGCGGUGUCUCGGUACACCCCUACAAUUUAACCUGGUGGAAAUGUUUCUGUAUUAACAUGUUAUUUAGAUUGUUAUUAUUGUGGGGUCAUUGCUAGGGGUAUGUUAUGUAUAUGGGGGGAUGUUAACUUUAAUAAGAUUUGUUGGCAAUGACCCCAUUUGUUAAUCCUUAAUUAUUUUAUUAAUAAUUUAAUAAAGCUGUGGACUAAUUAUUUCCAACAGUAUAACCUGUGUCCGUGUUUUUAAGGGGGUUUGGGUAAGGUUAGCGCAUAUGCCGGCAAAUCCGACUGUGCGCCUGUCAUGUCAAUUCUCCAAAAUCUGUUUGCCAAUUAAAAUCAGCUGCCAGAAAAGCUUAAUAUACAACAAAAUAAAUCUGCAGGAAGAUAACUCUCUGCUAUUCUCAUUUUUCAAGUUGAUAAACAGGUUCCAUUAAAGAAGAAAUCACUGUCUCUUUUCAUUUUAUUUUUUUAAGUGACACUUUGUUGUUUGGGGACCCAUCAAAACAAAUAGGCUAUACAUCACAAGCUGCCGUGAAAACAAACACUAUUCCUUAACUAGGAUAUAUUACUCUAAGGGCUUGUGAAAUCCAACAUAAUACCGUGAUUGCAUAGGCCCCUGUCUUCCGAUAGAGCUGUGACAAUAUAUUUUAACAGACGUGGAAGCAUUUUAAAUCAAUUUAUAGAUUCUUUUGAAAAAAAAAACAACAACAAAUAAUUGUAGUAACAGUAUCUUCUCCACACAGGAUAGAAAGAGAUGCUGUGUAUACACAAAGGAAAGCCGAGAGGGCAACACUUCGAACCCAUUUUAGAGACAAGUACCGUCUACCCAAGGUAAAGAAUCACAGUUGACUUAUUGCAAUGCUAUGUAUGCAGAACCACGGCUCUAUCAGGAUAAAGUACACAUAUAAAGAGGAUCUGGUAGAUCAGGGGUUCUCAACCCAGUCCUCAGGACCCCCUACCAGUCCAGGAUUUGGGGAUUACCUGGGUGUGUCUAAGGUGUUUAGAAAAAGGGAAGAAAAAAAAACCUUAGACUCUAAGGUGUUUAUUUUUUUCUUUUUCUAAACACCUUAGACACACCCAGGUAAUCCCUAAACCCUGGACUGGUAGGGGGUCCUUGAGGGCAAGGUUGAGAACCCCUGUGGUAGAUGCAAUAGGAUGGUGUCAGUAUAUAGAUAUGAAAGAUGGAUGUCCGUAUAUAGAGGAUAUCAACGAUGGCACACACAUACAUAAUGCACGAGAACACAAUACAGCUACAGGUCUGAUAUGCCAAGCCAUCCGACUUAACGUAUUUUAGUAAUUCAGACUACGAGUCAAAUGCAGACUUUGUUCGUAACAUUACAGAGUGAUUUUAUAUACCUCCCCACCCUCUGAUUUCAGAGAUGUAUUUAUACACAGCCUAUGCAGUAUAAGAUGAAUAAUCUGUACUAUUCAAUUCAGUUUUUUAUUAUGCAGGUUAUAUUUUUUUAGGUCAACUUUAGCGACAAUUAGGCAAGCUGCGAUUCUUAGUGGAGUAUUGGUGUAUGGGACAUUAUUAAUCCAUAAACUGCAACUAGGAUGGGAAUACAAAAAGCAAAGUGCAAUAUAAUAUCAGCACUAGUAAUACCGUAGGUGAUUAUUAUAUGAAUAUGUGAUUUAUAAUACACUUCUACACGUGUGGCGGAACUUCGAAAACCACACUACAAAAAUAAAGGAUGUGAUUCCGGUUCUGUACAGAGAAGGCUUUGGAACAUUUUAGUAGGAUUAAGGCACCACUUUACUUAGCACCCAUGCCUAUCAAUGAGUAACACCAAUAUUUAAGAUCAUUCCCCUGUCUAACUAUUACCUGGGCCCUUGACACCUGUCUAAAGUUUCCUUAUGGGUAAUCUAGACCAGUUAUUAAAAAUGCAUUUAAAACGAACAGGACCUAAUUAAAUGUACGUUGCACACAACCAUCCCUCGUAUCAUUGCCAUACAAUACCUUGUUUCUUUGUUCUUAAUUCUCUCAAAGUGAAGUUUCCGUGGUGGCUUUGAGAAAUCCCAUUUUUUUAAAUCCCUUUUAAUUCAUGACCCCAUACUUGAAAAAAGUAAAUUGCAUCUAUAGGAAACCAUUCGGAUGUAGAACUUUGGUUUUGCAAUCAUGACUUUUUGUAAGAGAAAUAAACUUUCGUAAAAAUGUUGACUCCAUAAAAGGAAGUUUUAAGCUGAACCUACUCACAUGAUGGUGAUUUCAAAUAUUAAAUACUGCUUGUGUAACCCUUUCUCUCUAGAAUGAGGUUGAUGACGCACAGAUCCAGCUAGCUGGGGGAGAUGUAGAACUUCCAAAGGAGUUGGCCAAGAUGAUUGAAGAAGAUAAUGAGGAGGAAGAGGGUCGCUCAUCAGUUAUUGGACAGUUGAGCAGCAUUCAAAACCUCGACCUUGACUCUAUUAAAGGAAAGGCUCAAUCCACACUCGAUGAUCUCAAGCAAUCAGCGGAGAAGUGUAUAGUCAUGUAAUUUCUUCACACGGUCCUCUGCUGGUCCAAAUCAACUGAUAAAAUGUGGCAGACAGGCUAUCACAUGACCUUAAUCUCACUGCAGACAUUAGGCAAGCUUAGCCUUGGUCACUAUAUGUGUUAAAUUAGGCAAAUUCCACCAGUUUUAGUGGUCACAAUAUAACUCCCCCCCCUAGUUUAUGACUUACAAAACUGAACUACACAUUCUAAUCUCUGGGAUACAUUAACCUUGCUUCUAGUCAUUAAGAACAUUAAUAUCCAAGAUCUUCCAUAAUUUGGGAGGAGGGGAGGGGGGAAAUUGGUUUAAUACCAUAUUUGGAUUUAUCUCUUCAAAUCGAACAAGAGAGAAGAAUGGGUACAAUGGGUAUCACUUAUCAAUCAACAUGUAAUAACCCACCUUUAGCCUCUCAAAUCUUAUCUACCAGAUUUAAGGGUGGGUUACGAAGGAAGAUACAACAUAAAUUGUCCUCUGAGCCCACCCAGUUAUAAAACACAAGUAACAAUUAAAAACUGUAUCUUAAUGUUUAUUUUAACAGGGGAUGGAGGCCUGUUAGUACGAGGUUAUCGUAUACUAGUUUUCUACUGUCACAGGUAUUAGUAGUAAAAUAUUUGCUUAAUAGUAGAGUCUCAAAACAACUAGAUGAAAAAAAGAGGUCUUAGUAAAUGGAUAGUACGAAGGGGCAGGUUCAGAGAGUUUAUUUAAUAAGUGAAACCUUGUAUUAAACUAAGACUUUGUAUUGUAUAGAGUAUGGAGUAUGGAAUGAAGACAUCCCAUUCACUUACACAAUGGGAUGGAAUCUAAUCUGUGACAAAGUGUGUAAAGCACCAGACCCUGUAUUGUUCUGUGUAUACAGGAAAAAGUAGAUCAGUACUGUAAUGCGUUUUGUAAAUAUCACAUCCUGUAAUGUACAGUAAGUAGGAGGUGACCUAUUUUAUAUUACAGUGAGUAGAUUUUAGAAGCAGUGUGUGACUCAAACUUGGCACUGGUCGGAGCCAGUAGCGAUCAGUGUACAAGGCCAGACCUGGUACAGAUUAGGGCACAGCACAAGCACAUGACCAGUACGGUGUGAUAUUAUAUAAGACAGGGUCAGAGCCAGCGUUAUUGUGGGUGCUGGUACAUUGAUAUUAUUACUGAGAACAAAGCCAUAUCGCAGUUGAAGGAAGUGACAUUACACACUUCAGACCUUGACUAAAAAUAGAAUAAGGCAAGGUCUACAGCUUUAGAGAUAAAGGGGGAGAUGCUGGACUUGUCAAGGGUCUCCUGCUACACUCCCGGGGGUCCAGCACUGGGUUGUUGUUCAGUAUGUAGCUGCAGUACAGUUCAAAGUAGAACUGUGUGUUUUAUUCUUUGUACUGUCAAUGUUUAUGUACAAAACAUUUGGAUUUAUAAAACUUUGUGAUUAAAAACUCAGUGUGGAAAGAGUGUGUGAUUUGAAACAUUGCACUUUAUGUAAUAAUAUUAAUAGAUUUUUACUGAUAACACACCAAAAUAUUCCACAUCUGCCUGGCUGGAUGUUGCACAAAAAUAGUAACACUGUUCUAUAAACGUGUCACAUACAAUUGUGACCUGCCUUGACACAGGUGAGUUUUGUUUUUGGAUUGAAUACCUUUAUUUAGAACCAGCUAGGACAAAAGUUUUUUUACCUUUUAUCCAUUGCAAACAUAUGUUGACAUUUACCAUAUCAUUUAAAAAUUGGCAAACAGGCUAGGAAUAUUAAAGCUCCCACUGUGCCAUGCGGUCUUCCCUUUACCCAUCAGAGAGUAAUGUCCAAUUCAAGAUUAAUUUCAUUUGCAGGCUUGAGAAGGGAACAAUGAAGAUUUUCAGCUGUCAGUCAUUAACUGCUAGUAUUAGCAUCCUCCAUUUUAGAUAUUAGGUCUCCUGGACAGGCUCAGGAACGCAUCAAUCAAUAAACCUCCCCAAAAAAGGAAUCCCUCAAAAACAGGCGCAGUGAUUAUUCAUAUACCUUUUUUUUUUUUUUUUUGAUACUGUAACUCAGUUUCAAGUAAUACAAUAACCCAAAUACUAUGAAUUAUG
Messenger RNA from Pelobates cultripes (western spadefoot toad), 28601 nucleotides. The record is from the annotation of a GenBank genome assembly. NCBI's taxonomy places the organism in Eukaryota, Metazoa, Chordata, Amphibia, Anura, Pelobatidae.